Heterobasidion irregulare TC 32-1 is the source of this 1431-nucleotide messenger RNA. RefSeq lists its product as uncharacterized. NCBI's taxonomy places the organism in Eukaryota, Fungi, Basidiomycota, Agaricomycetes, Russulales, Bondarzewiaceae. The record is from RefSeq and is a predicted model, not a curated record. The transcript has 2 exons. The coding region runs from base 1 to 1431 and encodes 476 amino acids.
AUGGAGUUUCGCCUUCUGGUAGAGGCUCAAGAAAACACAGACCGCCCUGUCAUUUUCCUAUCAAACAGACGAUGGUCUGUCACAGAACCUCUCGACAUGACCUCCCAAAACGUGCCUCAAUAUGCAUGCAUCUCCUACGUUUGGGGCUCCGGACGACUUUCCAAUCCCUUCCAUCCAUCAGUCAAGAUGUCUGAUCACACACUUCCUGCCCUCACCGCGGCAAUGCACGAUCCCAGUCUGACAGCAUUCUGGAUCGACGCCUUUUGUGUACCCGUCGCUCAACCGCAGAAAGGAGCCACGCUGGAGAGUAUGGGAGCUAUCUACGGUCGCGCAGCGCGGGUUGUCGUGGUGCUCUCCAAUACGACCUGGCACGCAAUUGAUCAAAUUACGCGCACAAACUUUGCGAGUGCGCUCGAAUUUUCGGACUCGCCCCUCAAAAUCUUGGAACAGGAUAUGUGGAUCAAAAGCGUAUGGACAUACCAAGAGGUCGUAAACAGUCAAGGGCUUUUCCUCACAGCAGAAAGCGCAAUCUGCGAGCCAAUCGAGGGAGAAUCCUUUCUCAAUGCCUUGGGCCAAUACCUUGAACUUUUUCGUCAAGCCAACGGCCUCACUACAUACGACCUGCGAGAACACUUUCCAUAUGUCGACGCCUUUGAAGAUUUGAUAGCAGAUUGGAGAGUGGCUGUAUGGUGCGGUAGGUCCGCUUUACAGGUCAUGUCUGGGAUGUGGAGGCGAAAAUGGUUCGAGGAAGCAAAUUACUUUUAUGCGAUGAUUGGCACCAUAACAGGUCUUCCCUCGAGACGCUCCUCUCAUCCCUCUAUCCAGUCGCUCUCCGAGUCAUUCAUGAGAGUUUGCGAGGAAAAAAGCGAUUUCUCUUUCAUAUACUCGACUGCUCCUCGAGACACCCUUUCAGGAAGGCUUUGGCGCCCUUCUCCUACUCUCCUGCAACCUGUAUUGUCUUGGCACACCUGGGGUGAAAGUCAGCGUGGGGAGCGGCAUGCGAACGGGCUUACACUCAAGGACAUGUUCCAGUUGACCCAAUCUCACAUUGUGAACGAACUGCAUGCCCGUCAUACUUUGGAGCGCCUUCGAGUGAAGAACGAGCACCCUACUAGCGAGGAGGUCACCGUUCUUCUACUGUCAGUCCUCAAACAAAUGGGGUUCACUGGAUGCGGACAGCAUCUUACCUUCUUCGAGGGAUUGUUUUUUCCACAGGAUCCGAUCAUGUUAGAUGCCGGGGUUGAAGUUUGGGUGUCCACAUCAAUAACUUGGACUUUCGGCGCUCCAGGCAUAGCGAUUACCACCGAUGGAGGCCGCAAGCAGUAUAUCUCGGGUGUUUUUUUGGGUGACAGGUCGACUGCUAUGGUUGGAUCGGAAGUGGCAUUGCUCGAUAAUGCUGUUCAACAGCUUGAUAGAUCUAUGAUUGGAUGA